AUGUCGUCCGCCGACAUAUCGAGCGCCGUCUCUGACGCCGUGUCGGCCACAAUGAGUACCUCUCCGGAGGUGCUCCCGUCCGCCUUCACGCGCGCGCAGGAGGUCGUCGCCGCCCAGGGAUCGUCCAGCUGGUUGGGGCUCCUGGGGCGGUUGAUCCUCGCCAUUCUGUCCUUGAUCUCCUCGAUCCUGUAUUGGGCUAUUCGCAUCGUUACUAUCACGAUACCUACCCUGCUCUUUACCUUGUUCUCGACGAGUUGGACCGUGACGAUGAACGCCACCACAUUAAUGGUUAUCAUGGUCGCCAUCAUAUCCGCAGUCAGUUGGGUAGUGCGCUACCGCAUCCUGAACAUGUACUCUCGGCUUCCCCCGGAGCCUCAGAGGAAGGAGCCAGACGUUGACCUAUUCCCCGACACCCACGAGGAGGGCAAAAAGGCCGGCUUAUCCAGCUAUCUGGACGAGUUCUUGAGCGCUAUCAAAAUCUUCGGGUACUUGGAGCGACAGGUCUUCCAUGAGUUGACCCGCAGCAUGCAGACUCGCAAGCUCAUUGCCGGCGAGACCUUCAACCUGGAAGACGAGAAGGGCUUUUGCAUCGUCGUCGACGGGCUCGUGGAGAUUUUUGUCAAAUCUGGCCGAAAUGCCAGAACCAUGGAGCCUGAUCCUUGCGAGAGCUUCGAGUCUGGCUAUCCUGCUGAGGAAGACAUCUCUCCCGCAGGACAUCAGCGAUACCAGCUGCUCACUGAAGUCCGCAACGGCGCUCCCAUGUCGUCCUUGUUUUCCAUUAUGUCUCUGUUCACUGAGGAUGUCAAGCUCCGAACCACGGAAGACGACACUCCUGAGCCCAGUGCUGGGAGCGCCGGACUAAGGACGUCUCCGUUUCCACGCAACGCUGGUUUUCGGCGUAUGCCAUCGGACCCUGCAAGCCCGUAUCAGAUGACACCUCAAUUCGCGGAAUCCGCCGAUGAGAAGCCCGGCGUGAGGAUUGAGGAGCCGCCGAAGCGAUCCGUCACCCCGACGCCCGCCAACGCGAGGAUUCCUCCCAUUUCUCUCGAUAAUCCGAGCAGCGGUAGCGCCCCUGGUAGCGCGCGUGCACCCAAACGCCCACCGCUCCAGAGUCGUGCAACUUCUGGCUCAGCCCAUCCGGAUAUCAUUGCGAGGGCAACUGUGGACACGACUAUUGCAAUUAUCCCCGCCAGCGCUUUCCGUCGCUUGACCAAGGUCUACCCCAAGGCGACUUCCCACAUCGUCCAGGUCAUCCUCUCUCGCUUUCAGAGAGUCACACUCGCGACUGCGUACAAUUACCUCGGACUCACUGGUGAGGUGCUCCAGACGGAGAAGAACAUGCUCUCCUUCACCACCUGUCAGUUGCCCAACAUGCUUCGGGGUGAUGCGCUUGAGCGCCUGAAGGAAAAGUUCAACCGUGAGCGUGAGCGCGUUGGUGGUGAGCUCGAGAGCAAGGGUAUUGCUCUACACAACGCGAACGCUCAUCGUCGUCGUAAGUCAACGUCGACUCUGCGGAAGGACGCAAUGAUCCAUUCCAUGAGCACCAAGGAGAGGUCGUUUUCCCAAGUUGCUACGACAAUUGCGCCUCCCAGAGAGCGCUCCUCGACGCACACUCCGAGCCCUGGCGAUUUGCUGGCAAACAUCCAAUUUGCUCGCACGGGUGGUCACAGGCCCGGCACUUCCACCACUGCCGACAUCGAUCAGGUUGCUGAUGCUCUUCGUCACGAGGGGACAAGUCCUCUUGCCCAACGGUCCUUCAACCCGUUCCAUGCUCAGAAGCAUCCGCGGAUCUCGAUCGACGGUCGCGACUCACUUGACGAGGACAACCUUUUCCGUCAGUCAAUCCUGGAGUGCAUGUUCAAGGCAAUCGGCUUGGGCAGCGGUGGUAGUGUCUCCCGUGAGGCCGAGUCGGUCGAGGGCUCUCCCAGACUGUUCUCCUACGAUCAACGUCGUCAGAGAGUCGGUCUCGGCAACAACGCGUUUGGUUUGAUGGGCCCUUUCGAGUCCUCUGGUGACGGUGACACGGAAUCCUUGACUUCCGGUGGGUUCACUUUGAACACUCCACCGAACGCGCACCUGCUUGCCAAUGAUAUGAAGGAUGACGUCGAGAUCGUUUUCUUCCCUAAGGGAUCCGUUCUGGUUGAGCAGGGCGAACGCAAUCCUGGGCUGUACUAUGUCAUUGACGGAUUCCUUGACAUUUGCACCACGAACGAGGACUCGUCCGCCGACAUCUUGCAUUCAUCCAGCAGGACUUCUCUCCAUGCCGACUACCUGGCAAUGGAUGGAUCUCCAGCGUACUCCUCUGUCGACCUGCUUGGUGCAGGAAAGGCUGGAGACACGAAGAAGAAGCAACCUGUUCGCCGCAGCGUGUCCCUGAUUAAGCCUGGUGGACUUGCUGGUUACGUGGGUACAGUGUCGUCAUAUCGAUCAUUCAUCGAUGUCGUUGCGAAGACGGAUGUCUACGUUGGCUUUCUGCCGCGAUCAACCAUUGAGAGAAUCGCCGACCGCUACCCUAUCGUUUUGCUCACGAUGGCCAAGCGACUCACAAGUCUUCUUCCUCGUCUGAUCAUGCAUAUCGACUUUGCUCUUGACUGGGAGCAAGUCGACGCUGGUCAAGUCAUCUUCCACGAGGGAGACGAGAGCGAAGCCAUCCACAUCGUCCUCAACGGACGACUUCGGCUCGUUCAAGAGAAGAAGGAUGGCGGUGUUAGUGUUCGGGCAGAGUUCGGUCAGGGCGAGAGUAUUGGGGAGUUGGAGGUUCUUACAGAGUCUGUCCGCCCUGGAACUCUGCAUGCCAUCCGCCAGACCGAGCUGGUUAAGUUUCCCCGCACGCUCUUCAACAGUCUGGCUCAGGAGCAUCCAAACAUCACCAUCAAGAUCUCUAAGAUUAUUGCAUCUCGUAUGCGCAAUCUUGUCGAUGACCCCUCACAACUGUUGUCCAAGGAGGCAGGUGGUGUCAACUCAAUCAGCAAGGGUUCCUCAUCACUCAACCUUAGGACCGUUGCUGUCUUGCCGGUGACUUCCGGCGUCCCUGUCGUUGAGUUUGGCAACCGACUGAUGAAUGCCCUGGCUCAGGUCGGCCCUGCCAAUGGGGCGACCUCUCUCAACCAGUCCGCUAUCUUGAACCAUCUAGGCAAGCAUGCCUUCAACAAGAUGGGCAAACUCAAGCUCUCUCAGUACCUGGCCGAUCUGGAGGAGAAGUAUGGCCUGGUGGUCUAUGUCGCAGAUACCAACGUCAACUCUCCGUGGACCCAGACCUGCAUUACUCAGGCCGAUUGCAUUCUUCUGGUUGGCCUUGGCGAUGGCUCACCCGAAAUCGGGGAGUACGAACGGUUCAUGUUGGGAAUGAAGUCCACCGCGAGGAAGCUUCUCGUUCUCCUUCACGGGGAACGCUACUCUCCUUCUGGUCUCACCAGAGCGUGGUUGAGAAAUCGCAUGUGGAUCAAUGGCGGUCACUACCACGUCCAGAUGCCACUGGGUGCGAAUAUUAUGCCGGUGCACCCCCCUUCCAAGCGUACGAGCACCACCUUGAAGGAGAGGGUCCAGAUCAUCCAGGCCGAGAUUCAAAAAUACACGUCCAGAAAGGUCCGCAACAGUCCCUUCUACGCCCCAGACGCGCCAUACAAGGGCGACUUCCAUCGUCUGGCACGGCGCCUGUGUGGAAAGUCUGUCGGUCUUGUCUUAGGAGGCGGCGGAGCCAGAGGCAUCACGCAUAUUGGUAUUAUCCAGGCCAUGGAAGAAGCAGGCAUUCCCAUCGACGUCGUCGGCGGCACGUCAAUUGGUUCUUUCAUCGGCGCCUUGUAUGCCCGCCACGCCGACGUUGUGCCCAUCUUCGGCCUUGCCAAGAAAUUCUCGGGCCGCAUGGCCAGUAUGUGGCGUUUCGCGCUGGAUCUGACAUAUCCUACUGCGUCGUACACGACUGGACACGAGUUCAAUCGCGGCAUCUUCAAGACAUUCGGCAAGACCCAGAUCGAAGACUUCUGGCUCGAAUACUACUGCAACACCACCAACAUCAGCAAGAGUAGAAUAGAGUACCAUACCAGCGGCUACGCAUGGAGGUACGUCCGUGCGUCCAUGUCAUUGGCUGGCCUGCUUCCACCGCUGUGCGACGAGGGGAGCAUGCUUCUCGACGGUGGCUACAUUGACAAUCUGACGGUCUCGCACAUGAAGAGGCUGGGGGUAGACACCAUCUUUGCAGUGGACGUAGGCGCCCUUGACGACGACACGCCACAGGCGUACGGUGAUUCGCUGUCGGGAGUGUGGGCUUUUUGGAACAGGUGGAACCCGUUCUCGGGUACACCCAACCCGCCAACGUUGGCGGAGAUCCAGGCUAGACUGGCCUACGUGUCUAGCGUCGAUGCUCUGGAACGGGCCAAAACGAUGCCUGGCUGCUUUUACAUGCGGCCUCCGAUUGAUGACUAUGGCACGCUCGACUUUGGCAAGUUCGACGAGCUGUACCAGAUGGGAUACAAGUACGGACAAGACUUUUUGCAAAAGCUUAGAGAAGACGGUGUUCUGCCUCUGAUGGAGGAGACGGAGGCCAAGAAGGCGAUGCGGAGGACGAUGGCGCCGCGAAGAGCAAGCAUUUAG
Messenger RNA from Colletotrichum gloeosporioides, 4590 nucleotides. RefSeq names its product Lysophospholipase NTE1. The record is from RefSeq and is a predicted model, not a curated record. Gene Ontology annotation, molecular function: phosphatidylcholine lysophospholipase A1 activity. Lineage: Eukaryota; Fungi; Ascomycota; Sordariomycetes; Glomerellales; Glomerellaceae. Gene Ontology annotation, biological process: lipid metabolic process. Gene Ontology annotation, cellular component: endoplasmic reticulum. The coding region runs from base 1 to 4590 and encodes 1529 amino acids. The transcript is spliced from 3 exons.